UUCGAACACUAUUUUAAAUUUACUUUCCGAAAAUAAUGCCAAAAUUUCAAAAGUUCUUAAGACUAACUUUUCUAGGGUUAUAUUACAUUUCAUAUUUUAACCGGUCGUCCAAAAAAAUAUCUUACCAACAAAACACAAAAUCUUAUACAAAAUUUUUCAAAAUCGGUGCGAUUCCAUUUUUAUCGGCGUUUAUAAAAACCCAAAAAUCAGACCUAUCAUCAAUUUCCAAAAACAAAACUGAUGCAGAAAAAAAAAUUUUACAAUCAAUUCGUGAAGCUCAGGAAUACAUUCUCAAUGGAAACCUUCAAGAAGCUAAACAUAUACUUAAAGAUGCUAUUAAGAUUGCCGAUGACAAUGAGUCCUUUGAAAACAUUUCCUACUUGUGCGAUCUCCUGUCAUCGAUCAUCCUAAGCGAAGGUGAUUUUUACGAAGCUGAAAGCGUUUUAGUGAAAUUCACCGAGAGACUUCUUCAAUUGGGUUAUUCAGAAACUCAUAAUACUAUUGUAACGUUCAAAUUGAAAUUAGCAAGAAUUUAUCAGCUACUUGGUAGUUUGGAAAUGGCUGAGUAUGGCUUUCGUGACUGCAUACGGGUACAGGAAAACAAACUUCAAGAACUGAAACAGUUAGACGAAGAAUCUAAUGGAAUUUACUUAACUGCUUUAUUUUGGUAUGGCAAGCUGUUGGCUGAUCAAAAGGAUUUCAAUAAAGCACGACAGAAAUACAAGUGUUGUUGGAAAAGAAUUUUAAAAUCAACAACAGUUGUUCCCGCUCAGAAAAUGGUUGUCUUGCAUAGUAUUGCUAACGUUUCGGCUAGCUUGAAUGACUUUGACGAAGCACUAGAUUACCUCAAUGCUGCUUUAGAAAUUUGUAUUAGUGAAGACCCAAACAAUAAAGACUUACCUAUAUUGGUUGUUCAAGUGGGUUUGAUUUUGAUUCAAAAACAGGUAUAUGAAAGUGCUUUAUUGUGGUGUCAGGCUGGACAUGAACUAGCAACAUUUGAAGGGAAUGAAAUGGCGAAGAAAGAAGGUGAAAAGUGUUUAAAAGAACUCACAAAAUUAAAAAUCAUACCAUCAUAAUAAACAUAAAU
Eupeodes corollae is the source of this 1087-nucleotide messenger RNA. Its product is annotated as tetratricopeptide repeat protein 19, mitochondrial-like. Lineage: Eukaryota; Metazoa; Arthropoda; Insecta; Diptera; Syrphidae. The coding region runs from base 36 to 1076 and encodes 346 amino acids. Gene Ontology annotation, cellular component: mitochondrial inner membrane. The transcript is spliced from 2 exons. Gene Ontology annotation, molecular function: protein binding. The record is from RefSeq and is a predicted model, not a curated record. Gene Ontology annotation, biological process: mitochondrial respiratory chain complex III assembly.